GUGUCAACAGGAAUCUCGUGAAGGGCAAUUAUAAUAAAUUAUUUAGCUACACUCUUUCUGGAGUUUUUUACAAAUUAAUGGAUCACAACACGAUGUGUUCUAUAACAAGCGGCGAAUAAGAAGUGGAUGAGCGCAUAAAGCAGACAGUCACUAAGGAAUGCACAGGAGAAUUUACAUUUUCGAUGGAUGAAAAGUCGCACUGGGCAAAAUAGUCUUUCAACGUCGUUUCGGGGAUGCACUCGGUAGAGUCCGCUUGCUGUCAGAGGAGCCAUGUUUUCAGCGCGCACGCGUUGUACACCGCGCAGUGGGGAGGAUUCCAUGCGCUCUUGUGAUUGGUGCACGAGACGGUGGCGUUCGCGGUCAAUUGACGGAGCGAUGGGCAGGCAAUGUCGUCGAGAUUGUAGACCCGGGGUAGAAUUUUCUCGAGACAUCUCUUCUUCUCGAACCCCUUCACGUACACCUUGCUGGCGUCUCGUAGUCUGCCGAAGAAGAUCUCGUGCGCCUCAUCAUAGGGCACGGUGCCGCUGUUCCAGUUGAGUCCAUGAUAGUUUUCCUCCAACCACUGAUUCUCGCUCUGGUACUUGGCCGGUAGAGAGCUCCAUCUGUGCGGUGACUCGAACAAAUAGACCGACGGCUGGGCAUCGUCUUCGAGAGCAACCAUCGCCACCUCCUUGUAGACGAAUUCGUUGAAGGGUCGCUUGAAGCCCUGGAAGUCCACCACGAACUCCAUCCUCGAACUGAUGCUUGCGUGUGGAUGCUCGUCCCAUCAGUCCCACCUCAUUGCUACCCUGGAACUUUCUGGAAGUCUGACGUAAGCCUCCGACCUACGGUGGCUGACCAAUCGUUGCUCGCUCCUCCCCCACCACCCAACCAGUCGACUGGGUAUAAAUUCGGGGCCCGUCGACCGAGAUGGCACAGUUCACUCGAGCACAAUGUCAGCACAAGACUGCAGAGAUAUCGUUGCAAGCUGGGAGGUGUUGCAGCUACUGAAGGAUCGAAAGCCCAACGUCAUUCAUGAAUGGAUCAAACGAUUGAAAAAGGUAAUCGCUACGUUGGAGGAGUCUCAGAGGCUUGCCAUCAUUGGACCGGAACAGCAGAAAUUCCUGUACGCCGUGGGGAUUUUGCGGGGGAUCGAUAUCAAGCUGGGACUUCUGCUGAAACGUGGUCAUGGCGUGCAAAUUCGGGAGAGGCUGAUCGAUCGAGUCCAGUGGUCGGAUCUGAACUAGUUGUUCAAGAAUGGCAUCAGGGUGGGUGCGUUAACGAACUUGAAGCAUGUGGAUGUGGGGGCCUUCAUGAAAGACUGCAUGACGCAUUUCCGAGCGAAAAUCAACAACGUUCUGCGGAGUAAGGGAUCGAAUGCGGUCAAGGUUUACGGCGUGCUUGCCGCAAAAUUCACCGUUAUGAAGAAUGGUGAAGAAGUGUUCAACACGAAAUUCUUCAACACGAAGGCAGCGCCGAUCUUCGGUACCACUGAUAUACGCCGAUGGUUCGCUGAGAACAUUCAGGAGACAAUUCAGACGGAUCUGGAGGAAUUCGAGCAGCAAGGUUCAGGCUGAUCGUUGCAUUCCAUCAUCAACAUGACGCUGCACAUCAACAAGUUCAACCCGAUGCGAGGCAGCUCAUACAUGGAUCUCCCGCCCAAGAUACUAAACAAGAACGCGUGCAUCAACGUCCAGAACAACGACGAGCAGUGCUUCAAGUGGGCCAUACUAUCGGCGCUUCAUCCCACCCAUCAUUCCGAUCGCGUCUCCAAAUACAGACGGUACGAGGCGGAAUUGAACUUUGACGGGAUCGAGUUCCCCGUGGAGCCGCGUAAAAUCUCCAAAUUUGAGAAGCAAAACGAGGUUAAAGAAGAAGAAGCACGAUUUCGACGUGUUGCCCGUACACGUGACGGAUGCGAAGAAGCAGCGACACAUCAAUCUACUCCUCGUGCAGGACCAUUACGUGGAUGAGGAUGAGGAGUGCUACGUGAUCCCGAGGUUCCAUUACGUGUGGAUCAAGAACUUAUCUCGCUUGGUAUCGAGACAACUAUCGAACGGUGCGCGCAAACUACAUAUCUGCGAUCGCUGCCUCCACUUCUACCACACCGAAGACAAGCUGGCAGCACACGAAGUUGACUGCAAGAAAGUCAACAAGUGCAAGGUCACCAUGCCCAAAUGGGCGAACAGGAUGCUCCGUUUCAAGAACCAUGGCCACAAGGAGCGCGUGCCUUUCAUCAUAUAUGCCGACUUCGAGUGCUUGCUGAAACCGACUCGGGACGAGAAUGCCUAUCAGAGCCACGGGGCAUUCAGCGUGGGGUACUACGUGAAGUGUAGCUACGACGACUCACUAUCGUGCUACCGCAGUCACAGGGGACCGAAGCCCGCGGAAUGGUUCGUCAGGGAGCUGCAGAACUUUGCUCAAGGACUGGACAAUGUUCACGCGAACCCUCGGCCCAUGGAAGCGCUGACGCGGCAACAGGUCAGAGAGUUCCACAACGCCACCGAGUGCCACAUCUGCCAGAAACCCCUAUUGAGCAGCGACCGAGUGAGAGACCACUGCCAUCUGACGGGCAAGUACCGCGGAGCAGCGCACAACGAGUGCAACCUGAACUAUCAGGACUCGAGGACCGUGCCCAUCGUCUUCCACAAUCUCACCAGCUACGACUCGCACUUCAUCAUACGGGAAAUUGCCACAUGCUUCCCCGGUCCAGUCGAAGUCUUGCCCGAGACGAAGGAACGCUACAUCUCGUUCACGAAGCACGUCGCCGGCAGCGAUGUGUUUCGCUUCAUCGACUCGUUCCGCUUCAUGGCGUCGUCGCUGGAAAAACUAGCAUCGAACUUGAGUGAGCUGUGGAUCGUGAGGAGGGAAUUCCCCCACCUGUCCGAUGAGAAAUUCGAGCUGCUCACGAGGAAGGGUGUGUUCCCCUACGAGUACGCCGACUCUGUGGACAAAUUGCGGGAUAUCGAGUUACCGCCGAAAGCGAGCUUCCACAGUUCAUUGACGGGCAGCGACAUCUCGGACGCGGACUACAAGCACGCCAAGAGAGUGUGGGACGAGUUCGAGAUCCGGAGCUUGGGCGAAUACUCGGACCUGUACUUGAAAACGGAUGUGCUUCUCCUUGCCGAUGUCUUCGAGAACUUCCGCAACAACUCUGUCGCCGCAUACGGCCUGGACCCCGCCCACUACUACACGCUGCCAGGCUACUCUUGGGACGCGAUGUUUAGGUACACCCAGGUCCAGCUAGAACUCCUCACCGACCCCGAUAUGCACCUCUUCGUCGAGCAAGGAAUACGCGGGGGUAUUAGCCAGUGCUCCAACCAAUACGCCCGGGCCAACAACAAAUACUACGACUACGACGCCAAUGAGGAGGCCAAGUAUCUGAUGUACUUCGACGUGAACAAUUUGUACGGCCGAGCAAUGAUGGAGUACCUGCCGCAAGGAGGCUUUGAAUGGUUCACUGGCAAUAAAGUCGACUCCUCAAUGUGCCGGACGACUCGCCUGUCGGAUACAUCCUCGAAGUAGAUCUCGACUACCCGGAGAAUUGCCACGACUCGCACAAAGACCUGCCGCUGUGUCCCGAGCACAAGAGCGCCCCCGGCUCGAAACAGAACAAGCUCAUGACUACGCUGAAGCCGAAGAAGCGCUACAUCCUCCAAUACCGCAACUUGAAACAGGCUGUGCAGCAGGGAAUGAAACUCGUACGCGUCCAUCGCGUCUUGAAGUUCAAAUAGUCCGCAUGGCUGCGACCCUACAUCGAGCUGAACAGCGAGUUGCGAAAACGGGCGCGGAAUGAGUUUGAGAAGAAUCUGUACAAACUCAUGAACAACGCGGUGUUCGGCAAGACGAUGGAGAACGUGCGCAAACACGUGACUGUGAAGCUGGUGAGGAAGUCGGGUGGACGCUACGGGGCCGAAGCACUCAUCGCCAAGCCGAAUUUCCAUAGCUGCUCCAUCUUCGGGGAGAACCUCGUGGCGAUUCAGCUCACGAAGACGGAGGUUCAUCUCAAUAAGCCGAUCUACGUGGGGCUGAGCGUGCUGGACCUAUCGAAGAUCCAUGUAUACGACUUCCACUACGAGUACAUGAAGCGGGAAUUCAACGAUCGAUGCAAGCUCCUCUACACCGACACCGAUAGUCUGCUCUACGAGAUUCGCUGCAACGAAAUCUAUGCCAUCAUGAAGCGUGAUAUCAAGCGAUUCGACACGUCCGAUUACCCGCCGAACACCCGGUUUGGUAUGCCACUGGCCAAUAAAAAGGUGAUCGGCCUUAUGAAGGAUGAGUGCAACGACCGCAUCAUGACCGAGUUCGUGGGCUUGCCCAGUAAGACGUAUUGCGUCCAUGUGGAGGGGCGUGAUCGCAUCAAAAGGGUCAAGGGUGUGAAGAGGAGCGUGGUCGAGGCGAGCAUCACAUUCGACGACUUUCUGCGAUGUCUCCGAGACAAAAAGGCGCAGCGACGAGUGCAAUGCGUAAUCCGAUCACGCUUGCACAAUGUGUUUACGGAGAGGCAGUCGAAGGUGGCGCUCAGUGCUCACGACGACAAGCGCAUUCUCCUACCCGACAGCACGGACACGUUGCCAUGGGGGCAUUUCAGGGCCCCACCACCGCUGCAACUACCACCACCACUACCGCCACUGCCACCACCACCACCUGCGCCCUGAGUGGGGAUGGCGGGUAUAUUAACAGCGAACUCGCAGCCGUUCUUCACAGUAGCACGAUGGACACCGUCGAGAAGCUCAACAAAAUCGUUCUGCUCGAGGAUUUCCUGCCAACGAAGAAACUGACGGAGUUGUGCGUCAACAGCAUAUAUCAUGUCACCGAUCUGAGGCAAGUCACUACGAAGUAUGGCUAUGAGAGGUGUCGCCACUCUCGACAACGAAUCCCAAGUCUUCCUACCGAGACGCAUCUCAGCUCGAGCAGAUGGCGUAAACAGUCGUCGACGAGCGAUUGCUUCUGAAGUAUCUACCCGGCAAGAUACCACAAAAUGAAUUCAGCAUUAAACACUUUUGAUGAAAAAAAACAUUUAUUGAAUAAAUUACAAAUCGUUCUUAUUUA
Venturia canescens is the source of this 5031-nucleotide messenger RNA. RefSeq lists its product as uncharacterized. Gene Ontology annotation, biological process: DNA replication. Gene Ontology annotation, molecular function: nucleotide binding; DNA binding; DNA-directed DNA polymerase activity. NCBI's taxonomy places the organism in Eukaryota, Metazoa, Arthropoda, Insecta, Hymenoptera, Ichneumonidae. Bases 2149 to 3504 code for a protein of 451 amino acids. The transcript is spliced from 3 exons. The record is from RefSeq and is a predicted model, not a curated record.